GCGCCUGGAUCGGCUCUGCUAGUUUUUGUAACACUGGACUUUCCGGAUUAUGAUUAUCAAUUGUUCUCCUUAAGACUGGGAGACAGUUUGGUAUAGUUUUUAUUUGAUUGAGUUCACCAUGACUGAUGAGCGAGAUGAUAGUAAUGAGGUAAGAUUUUCUCUUAUUUCUUAAAAUAUAAGAAUUUGAUGGGGGAAUUUGAUAAAGAUGAUUUAAUCCGACUUUUUGCCUACCUACAAGGAGAAAUCGAUGCAAGGGAUCUAGUGCUGGCUUCUUUGAGGGCCGAGCACUUGAAUACAGCUCAUCUGAGGGCGAAGUAUGGGAGAAUAGUUAAUGACAAACAGGGCAAUAAGGAUUCCGAAGACCCUUUCCAGGCAUUGCAAAGAGACUCAGUAGGUUAGAUUUUAUAUCUACAUAUCACGUCAGUUGUUUGUACCUUCUCUGUGUGAUAGUGAAUCUGCGCUGAAACCUUUGUAUGACAGCCAGCUAUCACAAUUAGAAAAUCUCAUUUCAUCACAGCGAUACGCUCAAAAGAAGAUGCGAGACCAACUUGUUCUGAUGGAGAAAAGGUAUAUCAAGGUAUGCGAAGAAUUGGAAGAAGAGCGCCGUAAGCACGAAAGAGAUGCUGCUCAGGGAGAUGAUGUCUUGGUUAUGUUAGAAAAAGAGCGUGAAAGACUUAAAUCUGAGGUUGAGUAUGAGAAAUUACAAAACAAGAAACUUACACGUGAUCUGAAACGCGUUAUUUUGAGUUGGAGGGAGCGAAGUGUUCUGUGUAACAGGCAAAAGUUCGCUGCUGUUGCUCUAAUAAAGGAACGUAAACGCCUCUGUAACCAACUGGCUAACGAGCAGAAACGAGUGGCUGAGCUUGAGCGUGCUUUGCAGCAGAAUGACCCAAAUAUGAAACCAAGUGGUAAUACUAUCGACAUUAAGUCUACUGAGGUGAUUGUAAAUGCAGACAAUAAUUUGUGUUGCAAUCGCCAAUGCGAACUACUUCGGAAAAAACUUGUGGAAGAAACUGAAAGUCGGAAAAAAAUUGAGUGCAGUUUUGAGAAACUUAAAGCAGAUUACCAAAGGCUCCAAUGUGAAUCUCAUCCAAAGGAUACUACCUCUACUCAUCCCCAAGAAGAUUCAGUUGGUGUCAGUGUGUCCUUGGUUAAUGGUCCUUGGGUUUCCAGUGAAAAUCAAAGCUCUGCAGAAUGCGUUACUACCACUGGCUCAUCGCUCAAGUUCAAACCGAACCCUCCGCAGAGACGGUCUUCUGAUAAUCCCAUACCUGUAUCAUCCACCUCUAAUGUAACCCAAACGGAUUCUGUCCUUGUUUCCAAUAGUUCGAAUCCUUCUACCAUCUAUACUACUGGAGGCUCUCAGACAAGCACUGAACAAUGUUCUUCAUCGCCCAGGUCACCUUCUGGGAAUAUCAAUGAAAAACCCAGCAAUCAGCUAUCUGUUGUACCUCCAUCGACAGCAUCUUCCCCGCCUUCUAGAUCCUCUACACCAUCCCCGCCUCCACCACCACCUCCUAUGCAGUUACACUACCCGUAUCCAGGAAUGCAAGGACAUUUGAACCAUAGUUCUAGGAGUCAUGGUGGUCCUCCACCGUUCCUUCCAUGCACAAAUAAUAACCGUCCUGUACCGAGUUCAGUGUCUCACGCGCCUGUUGUACAAACGUGUAAAUCUAGAAACCUAAUACCUCAUCAGUCAAGUACACCCUACCAACCUUCGUAUUCAUCCUCACCAAACCAUUCUGUUGUCAUCCCUGGCAGGGUUCUUAGUAGUUCCAUUCAACCAGCACGUGGUGGCUCCUCGCGUAAACCAAUGGCUGUAAAUGUUCAGCAUACACAUUUCCAUCACCACAGUUCUCAUUCGUCUCCUCGUCCCGUUUCCCCUUUUAUACAACCUCAGUCAAAACCUGCUCCAGUAGCUGUUCAAUUUGCCCAGCAAAGUAGUUUAACACCAAACACUCCAUCACAUCCUUCCAUUGCUGCUCAUCAUUUUCCAGCUCAUUCAUCCAUCGUUCUCAUGCUUCACUUUCUAACCCAGUUUCUUCUAAUGCCAGACCACGAAAUCCAAUUCACAGUAACCAAGCAGGACUUACCGUAACAGUCUCUGCUGUGGGAGGGGGACAUGUAUGUGUAAAUGGGAAAUGAUUUAAAUUUAACAGUUGUAUACAUGAUUGUUCAGUUCAUUUGUAAAAUCUAACCAGCUCAUUCUUGAUCAGUAUGACAAGAUUAGCAAUGUUUAUUCAUACUAGUCGACAUAUGUAUAUAUGCAUAAGGAUAUUAUAUAAAUGUUUUAAACACCAACUGCUAAUACAAACAAAUGGGUGCGUAUUUUUUAUUACUUGAUUCGAUUUAAAAAAUCUAGUCAGAGAUUUAUCUACAAGCCCUAUGAUUACCACACCCUUUUCAGUCUACCAAGAUACACGUGUUAUGUAAAUCCAUUUUGAAGUAUCACAUUUCCUGUCACCAACCGAAGCCAGUAAAUAUCCUGAAGUAUUGUGCAAUUUAUAAUUGUCUUUAGUUUUGCAUUAAUUGUUGCAGUUUCCCGUCACUACUACUACUUCUGGAACCAAUAUUAGUGUAAUUAUUACCAUUACUGAUCUGUUAAAUUCUACUUCCAUUUUUAUGCGUAUUACUUAUUUUUCACUCAACGAGUGACAUACUCAGCUUGUAUUUUCUUUAUGGUAAACUUUGUGAUCUCUUUUCGUGAUUUCGUUCUCUUCCAUUUAGCUGAUCUGAUUUUCUCUCUGAAAGAAAUCACAUUUAUUUAUCUAAAUACUUGUUUACAAGAAAUAUUGCAUUUCACACUGAACAACUAAUCUAAUGAAUAUUUUGUAUGUUGGAUAACUUUGUUUGUAUCCCUGUGCUGUUUUUUCACUAGCUUUUCUUUUCGAUUAACUGACGCAGUGCGUUAUGUUACUGCAGGUAAAACUAAAAUUUAUUUAUACUUGUCCAAAAAUGACUUCCAUUCUUUCCUGCGGAUUAUAUACGAAUAAUGUGAAGAAACUUUCACCGACAGAUAUUAACUGAUGAACUGAAAAAUGGGGCGUAUUCAACAGUUAAUUCAUCCCAGUUUGGGAGUCGACUUUUUCUGGGAGUAGGAAGAUUAGUUUUGCUUUUCUGCCAUUAAGUGAUUCCGAAUAUUAAUAGAAAUAGGAAACUUUGGAACAUUGAAAUCCGACCCAGUUCACCACGAGAUCAGAAGAUUCUGAGUUUAAUCCUUGGCAGGGUCGUAUGUGCCUACUAGAUUAAACAGCCCUCCAGUUCUCAAUGUUUCUGCAACUGAUGUCAGUCCGCAGUGAAUACUAUCUAAUAAAUAUUGAUUAAUAACUCUACUUCUGAAGGAUGAUCACAUGAAUUAACUUCAUGUUGGUAUUUUGGCAUCCCUAUCCAUCGGGUUUUCAGUAAAAUUGGCAAUUUAUCAAACAUUCCUCGUAUUGAGUUGGACAGAAGGUAUGGAAACGUAAAUACUGCCCUGUCCAAGUUAGUUUCCCAAAGAUCGAACGUUUUAUGGAACAAUAUUCGCUAAAAAAUUGUACUUUUCUUCUGCACACGUUAAACACAAGCUAUAAUGUACGUGUUAAGUCUUCUUAGCAAGCAUGUUGAAUCUUUUUGUUUGUCAUAAUACAUUUCUAUCAUCAACAUACUUCCUAUAAAGAGUAACUUUAAUAAUGAGACCACCGGUCGAUUUUUCAAUAUGUGGCAUGCAAAUAUCAGCUAAC
Messenger RNA from Heterobilharzia americana, 3719 nucleotides. NCBI's taxonomy places the organism in Eukaryota, Metazoa, Platyhelminthes, Trematoda, Strigeidida, Schistosomatidae. The record is from the annotation of a GenBank genome assembly.